Amoebophrya sp. A25 is the source of this 1477-nucleotide messenger RNA. The record is from the annotation of a GenBank genome assembly. NCBI's taxonomy places the organism in Eukaryota, Dinophyceae, Syndiniales, Amoebophryaceae.
CGGGUUUGAUCGAUUUGCUAACUUGCUCGGCAAGAACCCGCGGACAUUGGAGAAAGAAAUAUACCUCGUGGUAGUUAUCUCUUCUGCGUUUUCAUCUGUUGGCUGUUGGGGCGUCCUUGUGUAGCAUCUGGAGUUCCACAUCGUGCUUCUUCUAGGUCUCUUAACUAGGAUAUUGCUAGAACUGCGCUCGGUGUCUUCUAUAGACACUUAGAAGUGCACCUUUUUUAGAUUAUUUAGAAUAUUGCUCUGAAAACAAGAACUGCUUAUCAUAUUCUUCAAACCUUCCCCACAAGUAGCACACUCAUCACCCUUCCCCAGGCGUGGGGCUGCAACGAAAAGUCGAUCGAUAUCCAUCAGCAGCUGCACCAGCAUUUCGAUCGGUUUUUUCCUAGAUGGGGACUGCCGAGGUUCGAGGAGGACGCCAUCCUUCAGCGCUUGAUGGAGAUGCUCUGCGGAUCGUGUGACCUCGCAGUAAAGGAAUUGAAGGGCAACAUUGCCCACAAGGAAGGCAGGAUAGUCAUCCAGACUCUGGAUGAACCUGGAGCAGGAAAACUACGCAACAGUCUACAUCGCUUGUUCAAGCGGAUCGCCUUACCGGUAUGGACGCGAUGGCUAACCUUUGCUAACUGUUGCGGGCAGUUGUGCCUGUUGCUUGUGAUGGGACUUUGUGGAUUAUUGCAGAUUAUUCACGCACCGAAGAAGCAGAUUGCGCCGUCGCAACUCCCAAAGCCUUACUUGAAUACGGAAGAAACAGAGGGUACUACCCGUCAGCUGCUCGCUUUUGUGCAUGUGACUUGAGUGACAUGAAGUUCUUCUCUUGCAAAGGAGCACCUUCACACCAUCUAGUCAUCUCAUUCACAACAGAGAACGCCGCCUUUUUGACCCUCGUUCUGUACUUCAUCAAAGUGAUCAAUGUGCCCGGUGACAAGUUUAACACGCGCCUGAUCGGCAACGAGUGCCAGAGUUUGGCGAGGAUGCAGGAGCUGUUUGAGCGCGACUAUCGGGAGAUCAUCGGCUUACUCGAAGAUGAAGACAGAGUUCUUACGGAUUGCAAGUUGCUCUUUCCGAAGCGGAGCAACUUCUCAGCAGCGAAAACCAGACUGGUACUGAUCAACCUUAAGGCAUUUCCCAAGUUCUUUGUAUCGCUAGUCCAUUGAUUUCCAAGCCAGUAAUUCUUUGAAUGAUCUGAUGACUUUUACGCCGUAGCUUUCAGAGGAUUUCUCCUUAUUUCUACUUAGAUUCACGACGGUACUCUGGCACAAAGGUCGCCUUGAGCACUCGCAGUCUUUGAGUUGUCUAUUCUUUAGCUUUUUUAGGAAACAGCUGGCAUGAAAUGGACGCUCUUUGCGUAUCACAACAUAGCGCAAGUUCUCUAACAUUUUCGCUGCGGGCUGCGUUAGGCAGAUUGCAGCCUCAAGACGAGCUAGCCGCUGUGUAUGAGGUUCCAUCGAACAACCUCCUUACAGGUAAAUCGGAU